Messenger RNA from Drosophila obscura, 687 nucleotides. It is a transcript of the gene Alg14, whose product is annotated as UDP-N-acetylglucosamine transferase subunit ALG14 homolog. Gene Ontology annotation, biological process: dolichol-linked oligosaccharide biosynthetic process. Gene Ontology annotation, cellular component: UDP-N-acetylglucosamine transferase complex. NCBI's taxonomy places the organism in Eukaryota, Metazoa, Arthropoda, Insecta, Diptera, Drosophilidae. The transcript has a single exon. Bases 75 to 635 code for a protein of 186 amino acids. The record is from RefSeq and is a predicted model, not a curated record.
UACUCGAUGGUUCGACAGCUCUACUACAUACCAUUGUUUGGAUUAGGGCUUGGCUUUGAAUUCACGAGAAGAUUAUGUCCACAAAAGAAGCCGUGCAUCCCACUUAUGUGAUACUUGGCUCUGGUGGCCACACGGCCGAGAUGUGCAAGAUCACCAAGGCCCUCCUCCUCCAGAGUGACGAGUACCAACCAAUUCGAUUCAUUGUUGCCAACAAUGAUGAGAACUCGGAUCGUCAACUGCAUGCCGCUCUGGGGCAAUCCGGCACUGAUAACUUCCUGCGGGUGCCACGGAGUCGCAGCGUAGGCCAAAGCUGGCUGAGCAGCGUAUUCACCAUCUUUUACGCCCUGCUUUGGAGCUGCUGGCUCAUCUGGCGGGACCGCCCCCAGCUGGUGCUCUGCAACGGUCCUGGCACAUGUGUGCCCUACUGCUAUGCUGCCUACAUGUGGCGCCUACUUGGCCGCCUGCCCGCCAACAGCCGCAUCGUGUUCGUGGAAAGCUUCUGCCGGGUGGAGACGCUCUCGAUGAGCGGGCGUCUCCUGCUGCCAUUUGUGGACAUGUUCGUAGUGCAUUGGCCGGGCCUGGCAAAGCGCUACGAGGACCGGCCCAACCUGCGCUACUUUGGACGACUCUUUUAACCACUUUUAAUGCUUGUGAUGAUUUAUUUAACGUAGGUAGAAAAAAAAAAAA